Molecule: messenger RNA, 1039 nt
Organism: Stomoxys calcitrans (stable fly)
Lineage: Eukaryota; Metazoa; Arthropoda; Insecta; Diptera; Muscidae
Product: lectin subunit alpha-like
Exons: 3
Coding region: 67-969 (300 amino acids)
Molecular function (GO): signaling receptor activity
Source: RefSeq, a predicted model, not a curated record
AAAUGUUAAAAACCUAAAAUUGACUUAGUUCAUCAAUUUUUAUUUGGACAUUUGACCGACGUUACUAUGCUGGAUUUUAAGAUUUCCCUGACUUUUAUAUUCAUUGGAUUAACGGUGGCAGAGCCGCAAUGGCAUAACAGUUCCGAUGGCAAACAUUAUUUGAUAGAAGGGGAAGCCAAAUAUAAUUGGUUUAGGGCAAAACAUGAGUGCUCUCGCAGAGAUUUGCAAUUGGUGGAAAUUCAUACUGAAACCGAAAAUCAAGCUUUGGUGCAGCUUUUGAGAUCGAUCUUUGGUACCUCCACCAGCCUUUGGCUGGGGGCCAACGAUCUCUUCAGUCCCGAUAUGGAUACCAAGCGUCCUUUCUAUUGGUCUUCGUCAGGCAAACCCAUGACCUUCAGCUAUUGGCUUCAAGGUGAACCCAACAAUGAACGCAAUCAAGAACACUGUGUCCAUACAUUUGCCUUUGAACCUGAUUUCAAAUGGAAUGAUGUCUCCUGCUCCAAUCAGUAUGGCUUCAUAUGCGAAGAGAAAAAUGCCCAUGUCGAGUAUCGUUCGUCUUUAAAUGAAAAACGUGACGCUGUUCUAAAGGCCAUGAAAAAAUUCGCCGACUCAUUGCAACAAGAGGAUGAAAAACUUCUUGACGUUGUACACCAUACUCGAAGUCUAAUUACAAAGAACAACCAAGAUGUUGAGGCAUUCUUGAAAAUGUUAAACAGCAGCAACAACAAAUCAGACGCCUCCCAUGAUUCGGAUGCCAGCGAUAAUGACAAAGAGUCCCAAACCGGCCAAGAGAAUAACAAGAAUAACCGUGAGGAAGAAAGUCAAUUUAGCCCCGAAACAAAUCAAAUGAUUUCCGAGCUCAAUGACGAAUUAGAGCGUUCCACCGAAGAAGUCUAUAAGAAAUUAUUGCAACAAUUUGAUGAAGUUCAGAGGGCAAUUGAAGAGGGCCUUAAAAAUGAUUCAGAGUAAUUAAAUAGAAAAUCUUAAAAUAAGACAUUUGACAUGGCAAAACCGAUUUAAUAAAUUACAAAUAAUUUUA